AUGGCGGACGUAGAUUAUUACACUCGAGGCGCGCCGCGUUCCAUGACCGUUCAUCACGACACGUUGCCUGCUCACGUUAGGACGGCAGCGUGCCUCCUCCUGUUGCUCCUCUACUGCUCACCGACGACGGCUGUCGCGCCCUUAUCAAGGCAGCUUGUAUCGAAGCUGCCCGCUGCUCGCCGCGGACGAGGGAUCUCCACGCGGACAGCUCCGCCUCGCACGGCGCAAUAUCUCGCUGCGCGGCGGGAGGAGAGAAGAUUAUUCUAUGAUCCCUGCGGGACAUAUCCUGCGUCGGAAGCGCGCGCAGCGGUGGGCGGAACCAGCAGUGCCUCGUCGCCGGCUUCGGCGGCUGACACGGCGGCUCUCAAGGCGGUCUACGCGGCCGCGCUGAUACCUAUCCCGACGGACCAGGACGCGUGCACGUGGUACGGCGUGUCUUGCUGCACCGGCAACACUGUUACCAUUCUAGACCUUUCGUACAACUACAACAACAGCAACCCUGUCGAACACCCACCCACGCCUCGCCUUUGCAACCGUACUGCGCGCGAACCUGGCAAAAAGUUCCCCGCAACCCUCUCCGAUUCUAUAGGCCAGUUAACGGGUCUCACCGAUCUCCGUCUGAAGGGCCUCUGGCUUGCUGGCUCGGUCCCGAUAUCGUUGUACCGGCUUACAAAAAUGCAGAAUCUCGACCUUAGCCAUAACUGCUUCGCUGGCCCUCUUCCUGCCGCCAUUUUUCGCAUGCCGGCGCUUAUCAGUGUGAUAGCCGGCCAGAAUUUCUUCUCCGGCGGGUUACCACAAAAUCCUGCUGCGUACGCGGCGGCUGAGUUAUCGACAAUGGAUUUCGGCAGUAAUAGGCUAUCCGGGCGGAUCCCCGCUGCCCUCGCAACGCUGCCGAGCCGUGAUAUGGCGCUUUAUUUGUACUCGAAUCGGCUAACCGGGAGUAUUCCCCCUGCUCUGCUGCAGAGAGUGUUUGCACUUUAUCUAAGUCAGAACCGGCUUUCCGGCGACCUGAGCGGGCAAAAAAUAAUGUCUUAUGCUUUUAGCGCAAGCGGGAACAGGCUGACCGGAAACUUCAACUCGAUCGGGUUCGGCCAAUCCGUGACGGGCAUAGACGUUUCGGACAAUUUGUUUUCGGGCUCGUUCCCUAAAAUCGUGUGCCAUCGGAGCAACCUAGCAUUCAAUUUUUCGCACAAUCGCCUGACAGGAGCCGUUCCAGCAGAUUGUUUCAACUCCGCAAGUUCCUUUCCGAAGGGCCUCUUUCUAAGCCACAACAAUUUCUCGGGCAGCUUGCAGCCGUUUUCGAACCUGCCCACGGACAUCACUGCUCUGGACCUUGGACCGAACAGGUUUACAGGGAGAAUUCCCCAACGCCUCGCCAGUCUACUCCAGCUUACAUACUUGAACCUCGGGGCAAACGCUCUGACAGGCCCCAUCCCUGCCUUCUGCCAGGGCGGGCAGGCCCUCAACUUCCUCAAUCUCGCCUCCAACGCCCUUUCCGGCCCGCCCACCCCGCUCUCCUCCCCCUCCUGCGCCGCCUUCCUCAAUUUUCUCAACCUUGCCUCCAACCGCCUCUCCGGCUCCAUCCCCGCUACAGUCAGCUCCUUUACAAACCUCAAGCGCCUGCACCUCUACAAUAACGCUCUCACAAGAGCAAUCCCUGCUGGUGUGAGCAAGAUGAAAUGGCUGCGGGGACUCUGGUUGUCAUAUAACAACCUAACAGGUUCCAUUCCCGCGGUUUGGCCGGCAAGGAUACGGCAAGUGCUGCUGGUGGGGAAUCAGCUGUCAGGGGCUGUUCCGGCUGCUCUGAGCAAGCUGAAAAAACACACCUUCAAACCAGGGAAUGAUAAUUUGUGUGGGACACCGCUGCCUGCCUGUGCUUAG
Closterium sp. Yama58-4 is the source of this 1881-nucleotide messenger RNA. Lineage: Eukaryota; Viridiplantae; Streptophyta; Zygnematophyceae; Desmidiales; Closteriaceae. The record is from the annotation of a GenBank genome assembly.